GUGCAGCUGCUGCAGUUCCCUGCGCUCUUCCGAGGGUCCAGGCGGACAGAGCAGGAUCCCAUUCAGUCUCUCCACUGGGGCCCAAAUACAUGCUUCCUCCUCUGAGAUGCCCUCUUGGAUUUCUCAUGACCCUCCAUUCCCUGUCGAUGGGUCCAUCUCUCUGCCUCUCUGCUGGGCAGAUGCCACAAGCUCUCUGCUUUCUGGCUAGACGUUGGUGUGGGGGCUGCACAGAAGAGGCUUCCCCAAACCUCAGCCUCCCUCCUCGUGCCUGGCACAUUCAGCAACCACCACCACCUCCCCCCAGCAGUUCCGAUCACGCCAACAUCUGGAGAACCGGCCGCUGGUUUGUCUGCGGCUUGGAGUGGGGAUUUGCAUACCAAGUUCGCUCUGCCCAGCCUAGGACAAUGGGGAGGAAAAAAAUACAGAUCUCACGCAUUCUGGACCAAAGGAAUCGGCAGGUGACAUUUACCAAAAGGAAGUUUGGGCUGAUGAAGAAGGCCUAUGAGCUGAGCGUGCUCUGUGAUUGUGAGAUUGCGCUGAUCAUCUUCAACAGUGCCAACCGCCUCUUCCAGUACGCCAGCACGGACAUGGACCGUGUGCUCCUGAAGUACACGGAGUACAGUGAGCCCCACGAGAGCCGCACCAACACCGACAUCCUCGAGACACUGAAGCGGAGGGGUGUGGGCCUCGAUGGACCAGAGCUGGAGUCAGAUGAGGGACCUGAGGGGCCUGGAGAGAAGCUGCGGAGGCUGGCAGGUGAUGGGGGCGAUCCAGCCUUACCCCGGCCCCGGCUCUAUCCAGCAGCCCCUGCUAUGCCCAGCCCAGACAUGGUAUAUGGGGCCCUGCCCCCACCAGGCUGUGACUCCAGUGGGCUUGGGGAGGCCCUCCCUGCCCAGAGCCGCCCAUCCCCCUUCCGGCCAGCAGCCCCCAAAGCUGGGCCCCCAGGCCUGGCCCACCCUCUCUUCUCACCGAGCCACCUUGCUAGCAAGACACCACCACCCCUGUACCUGACAGCUGACGGUCGGAGGUCAGACCUGCCUGGUGGCCUGGGAGGGGGCCGAGGGGGACUGAGCACCUCGAGAGGCCUCUAUGGUAGCCUGCAGAGUCCAUGUUCUGCUGCAGCUCCAGGACCCCCACUCGGAAGCUUCCCCUUCCUCCCAGCAGGGCCCCCAGAAUAUGGCCUUGGAGACCCCCCUCCGCCCCCGGGAUUGCUGCAGCCCCCUACCCUGGCCCCCUGGCAGCCCUCGAGGGGCGAUGGGCCCCUAGCCGCCGCUGCCCAGCCCAGUGGGGGCCGCAGCCUGGGCGAGGAGGGUCCACCAGCUCGCGGUGCCUCCCCAACGACCCCCCAAGUCAGCAUCAAGUCUGAGCGUCUCUCACCGGCACCCGGGGGCCCCAGCGACUUUCCCAAGACCUUUCCCUACCCCUUGCUCCUGGCCCGGCCCCUGGCAGAGCCCCUACGGCCCGGGCCCCCGCUGCGCCGGCUACCGGCCGACGGCUGGCCGCGGUAGUGGACUUGGGGGUGGCACUGGCCCUGCCCCCUAUUCCAGGCUGGGCGAGGUCACGUAGGCUCGCCACCUCCCUCCCCAUGUCCUUAGAGAAGACCCAGUGGAUACGGCCCCCUUCACGGUGGGGGUCUGGAGAAGGAAGGUUGGGUUGGGAUCCAUGGACAUGGGGCUCGAUUUCCCCUUCCUGAGUGUGUACCCACCAAUAAAACAUGUAUGGCCUCCGU
Molecule: messenger RNA, 1729 nt
Organism: Phyllostomus hastatus (greater spear-nosed bat)
Lineage: Eukaryota; Metazoa; Chordata; Mammalia; Chiroptera; Phyllostomidae
Product: myocyte-specific enhancer factor 2B-like
Exons: 10
Coding region: 90-1508 (472 amino acids)
Biological process (GO): positive regulation of transcription by RNA polymerase II
Molecular function (GO): DNA-binding transcription factor activity, RNA polymerase II-specific; RNA polymerase II cis-regulatory region sequence-specific DNA binding; protein dimerization activity
Source: RefSeq, a predicted model, not a curated record